UGACAGUUCAUCGACCGUCAAUUGGAAUUGAACAAAAGAAUUUUGUCGUGGAAAACCUGAAAUAAAGUAGCCUAAUCUACAUUAUUAAGAUAAAAAAUGGCAGAAAGGGAACCAAUAAGCGGAUCAAGCCGGGACUAUGGAGCGACGUCAGCAGUUCCCAACGUCAGCUUUGCAGACUUCAGUCCCACAGAACUAUACAACCUGAGUGAGGGUAUAGCUGACAAUGUCAACAGCAUCAACAGCGGCCUUAAGUCGCUGGAGAAGAUGAUGAAGCAGAUUGGUGGACCUAAUGACAGUGUGCAGCUAAGGGAUAAAAUCCACGAUACACAGCAAACUGUGAACGGGUCGGUGUCAGCGACCGCGCGCGACAUUCAGCGACUAGGCGUAGUGGUCAGAAGGGGAGACAAACCUCAGAAACUUCAAGUUGAAAGACUCACACAGGCCUUCACUGAAGCUCUUGCGAAGUAUUCUUCAGUUCAGAAGCAAGUAUCGGAAAAGAUGGCAGCUCAUAUGCCAAGGCCGCCGCGCGUGCGCAACGACCCUCAAGCGAUGGAAGAUCAGGCUAUCGCUGAUGAUGAAGAGGCCACGCUCAUUGCUAACCAACAGGCACAGGCGCGUCUUGUCCAGUUCGAGACGAGCAUGUUGCUGGAGAAGGAGGCGUAUAUCAACAAAAUAGAAGCCGACGUGCUGGACGUGAACCAGAUCAUACAGGAACUCGCUGAUAUGGUCAAUCAGCAGGCCCAGUCUGUUGAUAAUGUAGAAAGCAACAUUGAAUCAGCUGGGGCCAACGUAGAAGCUGGUGUCGACGAACUAGCGAAGGCAGCCGAAUAUCAACGUAGAUACAGAAGAAAAAUGCUUAUCCUCAUUAUAAUAGGCGUAAUCGUAGCAAUCAUAUUCAUCGUAUGGGUUAUCAAAGCGUUCAGAUAGAUUGCUUUAAACUUAAACCCAGUAUUACCACAUGAAGUUUGAAAUGGGUACCAACACUUACCCUUGAAGAGAUAUUUAUCUAUCCUAUUACUAUAUUAGGGUCUCGUGUCUCGCCCCAGAAGAGAAGGCAUCGAAUUUACCGCUGUUA
Molecule: messenger RNA, 1075 nt
Organism: Spodoptera exigua (beet armyworm)
Lineage: Eukaryota; Metazoa; Arthropoda; Insecta; Lepidoptera; Noctuidae
Source: the annotation of a GenBank genome assembly